CGAUUCGUAGGUGUUCAAUUUUUCUUCCAAAUUUUUUUAAACAAAAUGUUAACGCUUCCGCAAUUGCAACGUUCCAAGGCCACCCCGGAAACGAUCAGGUACCGUAAUUUGUUAAACUUUAUCGAGAUGAAUGAUUUGGAAACCGUGCAAUUUAACGGCCAACGAGUAACGACCCCCCGCAAGAUGAAAAUGUCGGCCCCGGAGCGCGGUUCCGAAAUAUUCGUCGGGAAAAUACCCCGGAACAUCUUCGAGGAUGAACUUGUACCCUUGUUCGGACGUGUCGGCGUGAUUACAAAAUUUCGCCUGAUGCUCGAUUUUUGCGGGCUUAAUCGCGGUUACGCUUUUGUUACAUACGCUAAUGCGGCUUACGCUGAUCGCGCGGUCGCCAUGUUGGAUCGUUACGAGAUACGUUGCAAUCGAUUUAUCGGGGUGUACAAGUCAAUCGAUAAUUGUCGAUUGUUUAUGGGCGGCGUCCCCGUCGACAAGACCAAGGAGGAAAUUUAUAACGUUCUCAAGGAGUACGUCGAUGGAAUUACGAAGGUCAUCAUGUAUCCCGCGCAGGUGUUGGGGGAUGUUAAUCGCGGUUACAUUUUUAUCGAAUUCGUCGAUCACAAAGCGGCCGCCAUGGCUCGACGACAGCUCGGUUACGGCUUCGCUUUGUGGAACAAAGAUAUCGCCAUUGAUUGGGCCGAUCCCAUUCCGGAAGUCUCUUCGGAGAUUAUGAGCCAGGUGACGAAACUCUACAUCCGCAAUUUACCUCUACAGUACAACGAGUCGAUCAUACGCGCGUUGCUUCGUAAGAUAAUCGACGACGCCGCUAUCACUAAGAUACACCAGAUCAAGGAUUACGCAUUUAUACACUUUUUCAAUCGCGAAUCUGCCGAAUUCGCCAUGACCAUGUUGAAAAACACCGCCAUUUUGGGGGAGGAGGUCGAAGUGGACUGGGCACGUCCGGCCAAAUACAGCAAGUUUCAACGCAUGAACGCACCGGCACAAAACUUCUGCACGUCGGUCCCGCCACGCAUGCGAAAAAUUGUGCAGGAACGCAAGCUGUCCCUGAGCAGGGAGACGGCGGCGCUCAGAUCGCCAUCAGGGACCGAUAGCCCUGGUGAAAAUUCCAGUCUCUGCGAUGGCACUUUUCAGUUGUGGAACACCGAGCCCCUAAUCGACACCGCCUUAUUGUCAAUGCACAUUUCUGACUGACUGAAUUUUUCGAUUUCGCAUGAUUAAAUAUUGAUAUUCUUGAUUCAUUCUACCAACAUUGUUGAAUUCGCUA
Messenger RNA from Photinus pyralis (common eastern firefly), 1276 nucleotides. Its product is annotated as probable RNA-binding protein 46. Gene Ontology annotation, cellular component: nucleus. The record is from RefSeq and is a predicted model, not a curated record. The coding region runs from base 46 to 1203 and encodes 385 amino acids. NCBI's taxonomy places the organism in Eukaryota, Metazoa, Arthropoda, Insecta, Coleoptera, Lampyridae. The transcript is spliced from 5 exons. Gene Ontology annotation, molecular function: mRNA binding.